Messenger RNA from Fonsecaea multimorphosa CBS 102226, 1713 nucleotides. RefSeq lists its product as uncharacterized. The coding region runs from base 1 to 1713 and encodes 570 amino acids. The record is from RefSeq and is a predicted model, not a curated record. Gene Ontology annotation, cellular component: plasma membrane. Gene Ontology annotation, molecular function: nucleobase transmembrane transporter activity. The transcript is spliced from 5 exons. NCBI's taxonomy places the organism in Eukaryota, Fungi, Ascomycota, Eurotiomycetes, Chaetothyriales, Herpotrichiellaceae. Gene Ontology annotation, biological process: transmembrane transport; nucleobase transport.
AUGACUGUCAAAUCGUUCCUCCAGCGGCUUGAUCAACGGCUGCAGACUCAAGACAGCAGGAUCCAGAAAAGAGAUGGGACGAGGAAAUGGGGAAAUGAAGAUCUCGACCCAACACCGGUUCAGCAAAGGACAUGGAGGCAUUGGAACUACUUCAUGUUCUUUUGGGCGGUUUCCUUCAACCCCAAUCAGUGGAAUACAGGCUCAAGUCUGGUGAAUCAGGGACUGAAAUGGUGGCAUGCUCUUCUCUCCAUUGCAGUGGGAAAUUUGCUCUGCUCCGUCGUUUUGGUCAUUCAAUCCCGCGGACCCGCUGUUUACCACAUUGGAUAUCCCGCCUUUGUGCGCGCCAGUGCAGGCAUGUUUGGAUCGCUGUGGUUCAUCUUCCUCCGCGGCGCUGUCGCCAUCAUCUACUUCGCGACCCAGACGUUUUAUGCGGGGAAGUUGUUUGACGUGAUGCUUCGAUGUGCAUUCGGCCACAACUGGCAAGACAUCCCGAACCACCUGCCCGAAAGCGCCGGCAUCACCACGAGGGGCCUGGCUGCGUUUUUCCUCUACUGGGCUAUCCAGCUGCCCUUCAUGCUGAUCCACCCGCAGCGCGCCAAGUGGCUCUACACGAUCAAGAGCACAAUUGCGCCGCCGGUGCUCAUCGCGGUCUUUGGGUACGUGGUGGGCAAGAACGGGGGCUUGACGGGCUCGUCGCAAAUCACAAAGACCUCGACGACCACCGUCCUCGGCUGGGCGUUCAUGAACGGCAUCAACUCGGUGUGUGGCAGCAUCUCGCCCGAGAUCAUGUCCAACGCGGAUCUCGCCAGAUACGCCAAGAAACCCUCGGACGCUGCGUGGGCUCAAGCCGUGGGUAUCUUCACCAGCAAGACGUUUGUCAUCUUCAUGGGCAUUGCGUGCUCCAGCGCCUCGCUGAACCUCUGGGGCACUGCGUACUGGAACAUGUGGGAUCUCCUGGGGGCCAUUCUGGACCACAACUGGAACGCCGGCGCGCGGACAGCCAUUUUCCUUGUCUGCUUGAUCCAGGCACUCGCUGUCAUGGCAACCAAUCUGGCGUCAAACUGUCUGCCCGUGGGCGCGGACUUGACGGGGCUGUUUCCCAGAUACUUCAAUAUUCCGCGAGGUCAGGUCUUUUGCGCCGUCAUCAGUCUCGCCGUGGUGCCUUGGAAACUGCAGGAGUCGGCACAGACGUUCCUGACCUUCUUGGGAUCCUACGUCGUCUUCAUCGCCCCAGUGAUUGCCAUAAUGAUUGUCGACUACUGGGUCGUCCGCAAGGGUAACAUCCACGUGCCGUCGCUGUACGACGACAGCCCCGACAGCCCCUACUAUUACUGGAAGGGGUUCAACCUACGCAUGUUCGCAGCGUGGGUCGCCGGCGUCGUCAUCGUGAUUCAUGGGCUCGCGGGCUCUUACAACCCCCACUUCAGCCAGGCCAGCAAGGACAUGUACACCAUGGGCUUCAUCCUGGCGUCCCUGACCGGCGGUUUGGCGUACUACAUCCUGGUGCGCAUCUGGCCCAUCACGCCGUAUCCCGCGGAUCGUGUCGGCAUGCCCUUGACCCUGGAGUUCCUUGGUCCGACGGACGGGUACUUUGAGGACGACGUGAUCGACGGCGUUGGCAGUGAGCAUCACCAUCGCCAGGAGGCAUUUGCUGAGAUGAUGAUGACGCCCAAGGAGAAGGAUGUGGCGCACACUCUCACCGCUUUGGCUUGA